GCCGGGCUGGGUUGUCAGUCAGUGAGCGGAGAGGAAAGAUGGCUCGUCGGGACCCGCUCUGCUAGGAAGACGGGGGGCCGGUGGUGCUGCUACAGGGGAGAAAGCCGAGCAGCCGCUGUCGCUGUCGCCGCGGGUCGGACAAGUCGCGGUUCUUCAGGUGGAGCUCGUGGAGCCACUCUGGUUGAAGGUUUGGAACAGAUGUGGAAAGAUGUUCACUUCAGAUAAAGGGGUUGUGGAAGAAUGGUUGUCAGAGUUUAAGACACUACCAGAAACAUCUUUACCAAAUUAUGCCACAAAUUUGAAAGACAAGGACUCUUUAGUUUCAUCUCUAUAUAAAGUUAUCCAGGAGCCACAAAGUGAGUUGCUAGAACCCGUCUGUCACCAGCUCUUUGAAUUCUAUCGCAGUGGAGAGGAACGGUUGCUUCGAUUUACACUGCAGUUUCUCCCAGAAUUGAUUUGGUGCUAUCUUGCAAUCUCAGCCAGCAGAAAUGUGCACAGCAGUGGAUGCAUCGAAGCUCUUCUUCUAGGGGUUUACAAUUUGGAAAUAGUUGACAAACAGGGACAUAGCAAGGUAUUGAGUUUUACAAUUCCAUCUUUAUCCAAACCAUCUGUAUAUCAUGAACCUUCCAGCAUUGGUUCCAUGGCUCUGACUGAGAGUGCUCUAUCCCAGCAUGGUUUGUCGAAAGUUGUGUACAGUGGACCUCAUCCUCAAAGGGAGAUGCUAACAGCACAGAAUAGGUUUGAAGUGUUGACAUUCCUUUUGUUGUGUUACAAUGCUGCCUUAACCUAUAUGCCCAGUGUUUCUCUUCAAUCACUGUGUCAAAUUUGUUCAAGAAUCUGUGUUUGUGGAUAUCCUCGACAACAUGUAAGAAAAUACAAAGGUAUAAGUAACAGGAUACCAGUUUCUUCAGAAUUCAUGGUGCAAAUGUUAACAGGGAUUUAUUUUGCAUUUUAUAAUGGAGAAUGGGAUCUGGCUCAAAAAGCAUUAGAUGAUAUUAUAUACAGAGCCCAGCUGGAAUUAUAUCCAGAGCCAUUGCUGGUUGCUAAUGCAAUAAAGGCUUCAUUGCCUCAUGGUGCCAUGAAAUCUAGUAAGGAGGGUACCAGGUAUAUUCAAGUUGAAAUUACACCAACUUCCUCUAGAAUAUCAAGAAAUGCAGUAACCAGCAUGUCAAUAAGAGGUCACAGGUGGAAAAGACAUGGAAAUACAGAUUUAACAGGUCAAGAAGAACUGAUGGAGAUAUCUGAAGUUGACGAGGGAUUUUAUUCCAGGGCUGCAUCUAGUACCAGCCAGUCGGGUUUAUCAAACAGUAGUCACAAUUCUAGUAACAAGACAAGUGUAGGAAAAAACCAGAGACGGUCAGGAGGAAGCAAAACUGGAGGAAAAGAAAAAGAAACUACAGGGGAAUCUUGCAAAGAUCACUUGGCUCGAAAACAAACUCAGAGAGCCCAAAGUGAGAAUCUUGAGCUUCUCUCUUUGAAGAGACUUACUUUAACAACCAGCCAAUCCUUGCCUAAACCUAGUAGCCAUAGUUUGGCUAAGACUGCUGCUACUGUGUUUAGUAAAUCUUUUGAACAAGUGAGUGGUGUCACAGUCCCACAUAACCCAUCAUCUGUUGUUGGCUGUGGGACUGGGACAGAUGCCAAUAGGUUUUCUGCUUGUAGUCUCCAAGAAGAAAAGCUUAUUUACAUUUCCGAAAGAACAGAACUUCCAAUGAAGCAUCAGUCAGGUCAGCAGAGACCUCCUAGUAUUAGCAUUACUCUAUCAACAGAUUGAUUUGUCACAUUUUCCUCAUAUAACCAGUGAAUCUGGAAAUACAACUUGACUUCUGUAUGAAAGUGCCCCACUUUUCAUCCUUGUUUCUCACAGUAACCUUGAUGUCUUAAAUUCUGCAGGCUACCUUGAAUUUAUGAAGGGAAUAAUGUCUGGGUUGCAGUAAAUUUGAAAUAGGGUUUUAUUAUUUCUCAGUUGUGUUUUCCCCCUACAAUUUGAGCUAUUUUUCUUUCUUAUUUGUUACUGUUGCCUAAGGUUGUCAGUGUGACAAUAAAUUUUGACAGGUUGUCUGAUUAGGUUGGUUUCAUCUCAUGUGAGGUUGUUUGUGAGAAUUUGUUUUUAAUAAUUCCUAUUUUAGUAGCUGUAUGUUUGGCUUUAAGAGUAAAGUAUGGGGACUUUUAUAAAGGAGGAGGCAGAUGUGCAACUCCAGAGAUUCUAUAGCUGGCCGUUUAGCAAGCCAGUGUAUGAAAAGUAACCUGAAGAACAUGUUCAUAACCAGUUUAUCUUACAGAUGAGAAUAGUUUAUUCAGAGCACUAGAAAACGCAUGGUAACUCAGUACCUAGAAUAUUAUGUGAUUCCAGGAGAUGGACAGAACGUUUUCUAACAUUAUCUUCGGGAGAUUUUUAUGUGAAACAUCAGGUUGCUGAUAGGUGUGUUGUUUUGAAGUGUUUGAUCUGGAUUUAGCAGGUGAAAAUCCCUUAUAAUUCCUAAGGUAUAAUAUACCAUAAAGUUGAUUUAUCUGCUCGACAACUUUGGAAAUUCUAGUUAAUGUAGAGUCAUAUAACAGCACAUAUCCUUUAAAGUCAUAUAAGAGCACAUAUCAUUGAAGAUUUCCUGUAAAUCAUUGUAAAUCUUGCAACACAACUCUCAAGAUACCAGUAUCAACUAUAUAAUAUUGACUUAAUUAUCAGAAAAUGAAGGAGAUUAGAUAAACUUGUCAUCUAUAAAAUGUCAUGAAAGGGAAAAAAAGAAAGUGAAUAUGGACAAAGGACAUUUAUACGUUAAUUGGGAGUUGUUAAUUUUUGUGUUCUUAAAUAUAAAAUCACAACAUGAAAAAUUAAAAGUAUUUCAUGUUUUGUUAACAGACCUAUUAUAAAUGUUCUUAUUGUGAUAUAGAAAGAAUUUAAGCAAUAUUUCAGGGAGAAAGAGCAGCAAUGAGGAUGACAGUCAGUUAGCUGGGGGGAAGGCUCAGGGAGCUGUCCACUUCUUUUUGGGCUCUUUCAUUGGUAGUAAACGGUGGUUUGCUUUUCCGCAAUCCCUAACUGUGGGCACAAAGAGAAAAUGCUAGUGUUUUUCUCUUCUACCAACUUAUGUGGAACCUUAAGUCUUGAAGGGUGCCAAAGAAUUUACACUAUGAUUGCAGUUUUGACCAUGACUGUUUUGGCUACAAAUUUAAAUCUAAUUCUUCAAAAAGCGUGAGCUAGUUUUCAUUCAUUAGCCCUGAAGACAAUAUGGUUUUUAACUUAAGUAAAUUUGAUUUUUUAGUUCCAGUGAUAGAAUGGAACAAGAUUUAUUGGUAUACAUUGUAGACCAAAAUGUAAGGCAACCAGACAGUGAAAGUUGGUAUUGUAUUAAUUUAAUAGUAGCCCUGUGUACAAUUUAAAAUAUUUGUAAAAUGUCACUGAGAACAUCUCGUUAUUUUGUAAUUCUUUAACACAGAUUUUUUCCUAGGCAUGGUUACUCACAUUAUUUAUAUUAUUAAGAACUAAUUUAAAAGAUUGGCAUUUUAAGCAAGUUGAGUUGCUGAGGAAAUGUUUUAGAAUAAGUUGGAGGAAACUUUAGAUGGCACAGUGGAAUAUUAGAUUUAUAAAGUUCAGCCACUGUAAUGGAACCUCAUUUUGGUAUUAUUUUAGAUCCCUGGUACUCAGUGUGGUCCAAGGACCACUAAGUAGCAUUGACAUCACCUGGCAGCUUGUUAAAAAUGCAAAAUUUCAGCACCCAGACCUACUGAAUCAGAAUCUCCUUUUUAAUAAGGUGAUUUUUAUGCACAAUAAAAUUUGAGGAGCACUGGUCGAGAGUCUGACAGUGCAAACAAAUCAUGGAAAUAGGUUAGUUAGUCAUUUUAAUCUUAAUUUUUUUGGAUAGCUAAUUGAUUUUUAAUAACAUUGACAUUUAACUUAAGUCCUCUAAUUCUAAAUUUUUAAUGAUUCUCAUAUUUUUUUGCAAUAAAAUUUUAAAAUUUUAGUAUUUCUCUUGUUGACCUUCAAAGGAAUCAGAUCUAUAGAUACCUGCAAAUUAAAUAGGAAGGGGAUACAUUGCACAGCUGUACAUUGCACAUGGUAUACAAUACACAACAAAUUUGCAUGUGUAUAUCCUUUUUAAAAUUCUCUGAAGGCUUACUCAGUGGGAUGAUUCUGAAUUUUUAUCCAAGUAACUUGUGCCAACUCAUUUUCUGGAGUGUGGAGUUAUGUUGACAGUAAAAUUAUUUGAGUACCUUUAAUACUACUCUAAAUAAGGAUUAUCAUUUGAACAUUUUUGUAGUAAUAAUAUUAACUAUGGUAACAAGUUGUUGUUAUCCCUAUUACCCUCUUCCUGUUCAUCUUCCCAAAUUUGAAAGUUGGUUGGCUUUUGUAGGUCACUUUCCUUUGAAGAUGCUUUUAUGUAUCCAGAAUGAUCCCUUUUAUUUUGAGAAGGAUUCCAGACAAAAUUGGAGUCUAGCACCCUAUAGAACAGAGAAUCUCAGCCAGAAUUGCAGCUCCAUUCCAAAUUUUAAACCGCUAGGGAUUCUUGAAAUUACCCAAAACCUCUCACUCUUGAAACACCAGACUGCUUCAGGUAUUCUGGUGAAGCUGGGUUCUGGCACUAGACGUCUGGAAUCCAAGUUGGGAGAGAAACAAACUAGACUUUUUAAGGGAAUGUCACAGAGUAUCCAAGGCAAGUCUUUCACUCCUCUCCCUGAAGCCACAGGAAAGCACCCUGAAUUUCCAUAUACACCACCACAGAACCUUCUAAAGGCAGCUCUGUAGGUUUGAAGAGUAGAAACUCUAAGUCCUUAAAUUGUGACUGAAGUUUGUUUUGAAGGAGCAAAAUCUUAUAUUCCUUUUCAACUGUGAAGUAACAAGUCAACAACAUUCAUUUUUUAAAAGUUGUAUUAAGGGAAACAUUUUUAAACCAAAAUAGAUAAAAGUGGUCCCAGUUUUAAGGGAUUUUGCCUAUUUUGGAAGAAUGUAAUCAAGUGUUACAACUGAUAAAUUGUAUAGAGAAAAUGUACUCUGAGACAUAAUUUUAAGCCUUUAAAAUGAGGCAGUUUGACAUUUAAAUCUAUAGGCACAAUAAAUCUAUACUUUGUCAAAGGGAAGCACAAAAAGGAAAUAUAUAUGCUAAGUAAUGUAACUGAAAAAAGAUUUUAAACCAUUUAAAGGGAAAAACAAUUUGAUGGAUUCUUAAAUUAAGCAUUGUAGAUAGAAAUUAAUGUAUAAAUAGUGUCUUUCCAAUCUUUGGAUGAAAACAAAAACUCUAGGCUUUAAUAGCAUGAUUUGUUGCUUAGUAAAAUUAAACUCAAAAUUUUAAGUCCUUUUGUGUUUAAUAUUGUUAACUCUUCAUCAGAGAGCAAACGCAUAUUGUCUUUUGUACUUUGUAACUUGUGCAUAUCUAAACAGACAAGCAGUGAACAUUUGGAACAUAUUUUCUUGUUUUUUUUUUUUUUUUUUUUUUUUUUUUAUAGUAGAGUCCUGGAGUAUCUGUGUCUUGCCAAGUUUUUACUAUUAAACUUAAGAUCCUGUUUCACAAACUGUUGCUUUCUCGUAUUUGGAAUUUAUUGUGUAGUUCUCAUCUUUAUUUCUCAUCAUGUAGUGAAAUUAAUCUUUUCACAGUGAAUAUAUUUGUUUCCAAUUGUAUUCCUAGAGCUUACAUUCCUAAAGAAUAAACUAUGACUUUGGAUAUUUUUAUGUGCCCCCUACCUUUAUAAAGCUUUGGAAAUAAACUGGAGUCAAGUGUUUUGAAGUUUCGUAUAUUUGUGUAAAUGUUCUCCAUAUGUUGUAUUUUAUACAGUUAAGUGUUGCCUCUUGUUUUAUUGAAAUAAAAACUGAAAAAUAUUUUCAGAUCAUUUUACUCAUUAAAAAUCUGUUGUGAAAAUUUGCAAGAGUCAUG
Messenger RNA from Choloepus didactylus (southern two-toed sloth), 5861 nucleotides. It is a transcript of the gene HYCC1, whose product is annotated as family with sequence similarity 126 member A. Gene Ontology annotation, cellular component: plasma membrane. The transcript has 11 exons. Bases 209 to 1774 code for a protein of 521 amino acids. NCBI's taxonomy places the organism in Eukaryota, Metazoa, Chordata, Mammalia, Pilosa, Megalonychidae. The record is from RefSeq and is a predicted model, not a curated record. Gene Ontology annotation, biological process: phosphatidylinositol phosphate biosynthetic process; protein localization to plasma membrane.